AGAAAAUGAUGCGUCAUUUUGUUGCAUUUUCGCUACUGUUAUUCGUUUUGGAAAUCUCAGUCGGGGCGAGCAAGAACGAUUUAAGUCUUUGCUUCGUCCAUACUCCUCGUACAUGCAAAGCACACUGCUUGGAUAGUAACUGCCAAAACGGACGCUGCAAAAUCGUAGAACUACAAGGAACACAUAUGGCCGAAUUGCGAUGUGUCUGUGAGGGUUGUCCCGGUGAUCAACAAAAGAAGGAACAGCUUCAUUGAACAGAUGCACGUCUUUUGAGCUUUUUGCGCAAAACACC
Cylicocyclus nassatus is the source of this 292-nucleotide messenger RNA. Lineage: Eukaryota; Metazoa; Nematoda; Chromadorea; Rhabditida; Strongylidae. The record is from the annotation of a GenBank genome assembly.